AUGAAAGUGAGCAUCGUUCAGCCCCUGCCUCGGCUACUGGCAGCCCUUUACGGACAUGGUAUCGAAAUGGGUCUUCAUCCAACCCUUCUCGGUCUGGCUGAUGAGGUCUGUCACCUAUCCAGAUCACCACGUAGCACUGCAUUCGCCUUUACUUCCGUAAGCCCUUUCUCUUUCAUUUGUUGUAGGGUUUCGCGAAUCUGGCUAUUGAGAGGCCACUACAGAUGGUCGCUUUGUUUGCUCAGUUCUCAACCAACCUGUGGCUGCCAAACGAUAGCGUCAUUGGAAAUCUUGUGAGCAGUCUAUGCCUUUGAUUGGUGUUAUUUAGUGUGGCUGAUAUUCCCAGCCUUAAGACACUCCCUCUGUCUUGAUUGUCAUAAUAGCUGGCGGAGACGUUUACAAGGUUGACAGUGGAGACAGUGGGACGGGACUAUCAGCUUCUCCAGCAAGCGGCCGCGGUUUUGCCUCCAGAUGAGCUGAUUGUUCGCAUGGUGCACAAGCUCAACCUCAAGGACUACCUAAGGUGCAGUUCAGAGAAUGAGUCGGUCAAGAAAUUAACUUUCUUGUCGUCACUGGCCCUAGCCACCGCUGUAUAAUACCCCGAUAUUCUAAAAAUAUCGUUUGAGUCGCACCGUCUUACGCAAACAUAGAUUCGAGGGCAUAAGUCAUCCCCCACACUGCAGUUUGUGGUUGUAUGAUUGUGUCUGUUGGCUGUCGACAUCUUGUUGAACUGUAGGCAAUGUUUACCAUCUAAUGCAACGAUAGAAUGUACCCUUUCUAAUAUGCGACUAGUUUCGGGGAUCCUGCCUCAUCAACUGCAUCGACGAUGUUGCAGACAUCACGUGGUAAAUGUUCGAGGCGUAGUUGAUUCUUAUGCAUACAGUAGAUGUGCCAACUCAGAAAAUGUUAACCGAAAUUUGGAAAUGCGUUUUCGACUCAAAAACACUAUAUAGGAUUGUAAUAUUAAUCAUGGUGCAGCAUAAUCCCAAGAUAUUUCCGUUACUUCUGGAUGCCAGCUUUUGAACGAAAUUCUCUUCGGCUGACUGCGAAAAUUAUAUUCUGCAAAAAAUGACUGUUUACAUAGUAUAAGUUUUUCUCAUUGAUUUUCAAUGUCCUCAUAAAUCCAACUAUAUCCCAUAGUUGCAUAAAAUAUGCCUUGUUGGCAUUUUGAUAGAAAAUUUCGUCAUGUUCAUAUUUUAUGCCUGAAGGAAGGGUAUAAUUCGGUUUUAAAAAAGCUUUUCCGAUUCCCGAAUAAUUUUGAACCCGACCUGCCGUUACCUUCCUAUUCAGGUUUUCUAAACUGCAAGACGUUUUUUUCUGUGUGCGAAAAAUCACAUAUAUCUCUACAUUAGUAAGAGGAGACCGUAUAGGGGUUUAUUAAAUUUAUUAGUGGAUUUGAGUAUAAUGUAAACUUUACAAGAAGCAUAAGUAAAUGCAGAGACAAGAUGUUUUAUGAAGGGAAAUUUCACGCUCUUAAAAAAUCUCAUAACUAGAAACUUCUUUAAAAGCGAAUUAUAGCCUUCCCCGUAUGUGUAGAAUUUGAAGAAGACGUAAUUCUCUACCAAAUGGGUAAAUGAACAAUUCUUUUAUGCAUGUCUUCUAUGAAAUAUGUUUGAAUUUAGAGGGGCCUCAACAAUCAAUGAAAACUAUCAUGCUGCAUAUGUUGUCAUUUUUUACAGAGUGUUUUUUUGUGGGCGUCGGAAUCGAAGUUAAUUCAAAAGCCGACAUCUCGAAGUAGCUGAAAUAUCUUGGAAGUUUGCUGCACGGUGAUUAAUUUGGCAAACCUAAUUUAAUAAUCUUUUCGCGUCGGUUAACACUUCGCGAGCUGGCACGUCUUCUGUGCAUUUUCUCUCAGUGGGGUCGGGUUUACCGUAGAGGUCCUGAAAUCUCAGAGGACAGAAGACAAAAAAGGUGCCGAAGGCAUUAAAGUUGUCUUUCUUUCCUGGCUUGACUUAUCCUGGUGGCGUUCUUACAGUGGUAGUGGGUUAUCUCACUUAGAGACGAAGUUUGUUUUAUUUAUUUACAGGGUGGUGCUCGGGUGCCAGUGAAUCUAGAGCAGUAGGUAUUGGUCCUUCCCGCAUGACGAAGUCGCUUGAACACUUAGCCAUGCGCCUGUCCAGUUGCUUCAAUGGAGGGAACAUAUCCGAAUGUUUAUUCUUCUGACUGCAUGAGAAAAAUCGGAUCCCAGGAAUGUUCCGUGUUUGUUAUCUGAAAGAAAGUUAGUAAACGAUAAGAACGGUUUAUUACUGCGAUAUUUCUGACAAAUGCCUGCUUCUAUUUUCAGGAAUAUAUCGAAAAUAACAAAAUAGACAGAUAUGCGAGACCAGUCAAACGGCCUCGCCUUUAAUUGACUUAGACGGCCUGAAUUCGUCGAGUUUUUUUGACAGCGCAGCAUUUUUUCUAUUCAUGACAUCGCCAAUAAACGUAAAAAAAACGAGUCCCAGGAGGUAGCUGUCUUGAAGAAGUAGACACGAUCGCUGGGACAAGAGCUUUAUUCGCCUGACGUUUCUGACUCCUGCUCGAAGCCAUCAUCAGAGAUAAUAGCAGAUAAGGGCGGCUCAUUCACAAGAAACAGCAGUAUUUAUGUAAUGCAGUCGCCAUGCUACUGCAUACCUACGGUCUUCAUCCAAUUGCCACUCCUCAAUCGCCCCCCCCCUCGCUGUGUCUUUCUCAGAAUCCUUCUACUGUUCUAGUGGAACCCCCCCAUCGCAAACGAGACCUGGGAGUGUGCAGGCAGCGGAGAGCCUGCUGCGCGUUCUGCACUUCAUUGUGACCAGUCGGUCUCGCCACGCUGUCGGAUACUUCGACCCCUCAGUGGUCGCGGCCAUACCCUCCUCAGCACAUCUCUUUCCUCCCGACUUCAAGGAUCUGGACGAGUCGCUGGAGAUUGACUACGGCCUCCUGGUGGACGAUGUCAUUCACGAGCUCUGCGUGCGUCCAAUGACCCCGUUAGAGCUCUUGUGGGCCCUACCUCCCCAGCCCCCGCGUAGCUGCCUGCGUGAGACGCCGCCCUACUGCGGCCUACGUGCGCCGCCGACAGGACACAAUAACAAGUGGAACAACUCGAGUGACAAUGGGGACGCGGUCGCUGACCGAAGCGCGUUCUGCAAUGACGAUCUAGAAGGUCUUGUCUCUCGCAUAUUGCAGCAAGUGGCCACACGGACUUUGGUGGGAGAGGAGACGAAAUUAAUUCUGCGGCCUGAUGUGCUGGCCUGUCGAUUUGACCUCUUCUAUCCUUCCUACAGACUAAAUAGACAGGUUGUGGUAAGUUUUGUAAUAAACACUUUCUACUUGUACGUUUUCAGUAACAUAUUAUAAAAUCAUAAACGCUGGUUUCUUGACAGACUAGGGAGGCGGUAAUUCGGGCGUUAAAGCAGGCGCAUGAAGACAACACCAACCCCUUACCAGCGGAUUUCCCCAUUCCGCCACCACCACCCCGUCCUCGGCGACGUUUCGUGGACCACCUGAAUGCGCCCAUCUUGCGCCUGCUCCGCUGUUCCACCUUUGUCCGUCUUCUCCGUCAGCUGCUGGACAUCGGUACUAUAUAUGGAAACCAGCAGUCGAAUUGGUCCGAAACGCUCCUGGAGCUGGUCCUUCACUUGAUAAUUAUUGCUCUUUACGAGGACUUUGUAGCAUUCACGUGAGUUAUGAAAAUUGACAUGAUUGACGAGUGCUUCAUGCUAUGCGAUCCAAAAACCGUCUGGAUUUAAACCCUGGCUUGUGUCCUUCAGUGAAACUGGGGAAAAACCAUUCCUGAAAGCGGUAAGCCAAGUGCCCGAGGAUGCCGAGAGUGCUGACGAGUUGGAGCGUCUUGCAGAGCUGCGGCACUGGGAAAGGCAAGACCUCCCCACCUCAACGACUUGGUACGUGGAAUUUCAGUUUUUGCCUUACCUGCAUAGUCAAGCUCCUACCUCACGUCGUGCGCAAUAUUUAUGAUACGUUAUGUCAUAACAACAACAACAGCAACAUCAACAACAACACCAAUGACAACAACAACAACAUGAUCACUGUUGUGAAGUCGUAGCCUAUUUAACAUUAAACAGCUUUCACGAAUCAUUGGGGCAAUUUUGCUAACCUCGUUAAAGGACUCUUCUGAUUUCAAAUGUAGGAGUUUUUAGUUUUUUAGCAAUGUCGAAAACGUUAAAUGAUUUCGAGCAUUUCGACCGCUUCAUCCACCAGCCCAUCACUACUGACAUCAACAAGGAAGCGUAGAACGUUAAGGUUGUUUUGGACGUGGAUGGCCAAACGCGCACCGUGAGAGAGGAUGAAUGAGGACUGCUUUUAAGCCGCCGCCCACCAGACGCAACUCAGCCAUACUUUCAAGUUCUAGGAGAUCGGACUCCUUGUUAGAGAAGUAAAGCGUGUGCACUACCAGCUGCGUAUUAAGAAAACGCAUUAAGACGACCAUUUCCCCCAUCAGAACAUACGCGCGUUUCCUUUCAGUUGACAAACCUCGAUGUGUUAUAGGCAUACGCGACGCACGAAUUCUGACCUGUCUUCUGGCUUUGGUCUCUCCGUGGCCGACCGCUGACACACUGUAUUGGUGCUGACGUUUCGGAAACUGCCUCGCUUCCAUCAUCAUAGUGGUGGGGUGGCUGUUCCUGCUAGCCCAGAGUUGUUGUGCCUCGUCGUCCCUCUCGUGUUAUAGGCAUGCCUGACGCACGAACUCUGACCUGUCUUCUGAUUGGGGAGUGGCAUUCGUCGCUCCGUGGGCGACCGCUGGCGCACUCGUGAGAGCUUUGACCCUCACCCGGCUGUCGUGGUCGCUGCAAGGUCUGUGUGCCUGUAAGCUCUCCGAUCCCCUGUGUGAGGAAUGUUUCAGAGGCGACAGGAACAAUUCGUAAUACUUUUGGGAUUGGGGUGGGCAACAAAUAGGAAUACACUAUCAGACAGCAGAUAACGAGACGCUGAGACCCGCUACUCGCAACGGAACAAUCAGCAGUAGUUUACAGCAUUCAUUGCCAAAAUUGCAAUGCGAGGUAUGUUGGUGAAACGGGCAAACAUCUCGGAAUAAGAUUGCAUGAUCACCACCUGGCAGUCAACCGCGAGAAUAUACUGCCACUGGUAUAUGGCCAAAUACAACAUAAGAAGCACAGUUUUGCCUUUGGGGGAACGAGAGGCAUCGGCCGACCCAAUGACAAGGUGGCCAGACUGGCGGUUGAAAGUUGGUCCCCAGUUGGCACAAUCAACAGUGCUAUUGAUCUUCAUCCGACCUACCAGGCUCUACGUACAAGGCUUCAGUCGGUCCAAACGGGACGGACAGUAUUGGCGAACAAAUCGCGAAUCCCCCAGCAGUCGUUUCCUCACGUCAGGGGGAAAGGGCCAGCCGAAGGUCACACGCCCGACGUCAGACAUCUACUCACCGACGCUUCUGUAUAUUCGUGGACCAAGUGGCAUCGUGGUAAGCCAGCGGUUUGUUAGCUGUUCAAUUGUUAGAGUGAAAUGCUUGUGUGCGCUUGGUUAUGAUUGAUACAUCUGAAGCGUGGGAAUGCCGUAUUCAGUCUGGUUCCUGUGUCGCUCUUGCCGGCGUGUAAUCGCAGGCACUGUUGUCACUCUUCUUACUCUCAGUUAAAUUAGAGCAGUUGGUAUAAUUUGCCCAUCCGGACCGCUGGUUCGUGAGACAGGUGGGCACACUAUUGUUGUCGAUGUAAAUUCGACCUAUUGUUACAAGUCCAACUACAAUGACCCAACCUACAUUUGAUAGCUAGGACUGGACUCGUCAGUCAACUGACACAAUAUCAUGACACCAUCCACUGAAGCGCUCUCACUUAUCCUGCAGAUCACAAAAUUAAACUGACGAAAACAACUGUAGUUGGUCACCACCGGAUGUGCUACGUGUGUUUUGUCGGGAAAACCCUGUUUUGAUAGUUUUCUUCUUUUUCUUUUUUUAUUCUUCCUCUUUUUCUUAUUCUGCUUAUUUUUUGUCCUCUCAUCUAUUCCAGUAACUGUCUCGUACCCCGCUUGGAGGCCCUGCUUGAGAAACCGUACCACAACCGGCAGGCUGGUCUGAUCAAGUUAGUGCGUUCUGUGUGUUAUUUUGUGUUUUUUGCCUCUCUGUCAAAAUCCUCACUGAGAUGGGCAGAAAUUCGGAUUACUCGGAUGUUUAAAUUCUGGCUUAUUCGCCCUCAGCAUCUUCGCAAAACGACAUUUCCGUAGUCGUGCCACAAAAGUUGGGUGUCAGGUGGAAAUUCAAGCACCUGUCUCGUCGAUUUUUUUUCUGGCUGCGGGACAAAUAAAUCCCUUAGAGCGAUUGUUGGGCGCCCUCUGCCGUAGUUUUUACUUUUGCAUAAUUCGCUGACUGUGGGCUUGCGCGCGUGCCUGUUCUUUAGGGUGAUGUGCGCCUGAGUGAAUAUGCGUCACGUGGGAGUCAAUGUCAGCAUGGUCGAUUUUAUUGGUUGAUAGGAGAGUUUUGGGACGGCCGUGAUUGGCUAUCCCCGGGGUUAGAUGUGCUCAUGUUCUGGCGCCCGGUAGGCGUGACCACUUAACUCCUAGCGCAGCAGAAAGAUAAUACGUGUGUGUUUGAGGCAUGCGAAUCCCCUGGACUAAAAUGGGAACACGAUCGGGGUUCAUGUGAGGGUUUUUUGGCUUCGCACUCAAAAUAAGUGUCACACAUGGGGGUGUGACACAUGUUAGGUGGUAGCACGCCUAGGAGCAAACCCACGUCGGGUCAAGCACCUGCGCUGUCUCCCAUCUCCGGUCCCCUUGAAUUUUUCAUGCCACUGGACCCAGGUGGGAGAGAAUGAGAGCAUGUGUUAGAUGCAGCCGAGGUCUACUAGCACUCGAGACUAAUUUACGCGAAAAUCACCGUUCUUGGUCCCGUCCUGCGGUGAGGCACACGUCGGACAUCGCAGGAAUCGCCGGUCGAACCCUCGCGAUGAUGCAUUUCUGUGCCAUUAAUGGUAGCGGUAGGGUGUAGGACCCCACGUAGCCGGUAACUCAAACAUGUGUGCUAAAAUUCUGUGUGCCCUUAAACAUCACUUAUUAUUCACCUUCCUACUGGUUGAUACUCCCUCCACUUCCUGACUAAAUGUAAACUUAUUUUUUGUUUAUUUUUUAAUUAUGACACUCGCUUUCUGUGCAAAACGACGGCGUACGACAAAACCUUUGACAGAAGUCUAUUUUCUGUGUCCUCUUGCUGUACAUCCUUCGUAUUGCCCCACCUGUAAAGCCUCCUCUACCACCAUUAAACGUAGGACAGGUCCAUAGGCACUCCUAUGGGCUCCCCUCUAUCAAGCCUAAUCGCUGAAGUAGUUCUUUAACGGAUAGAACACUUGGUGUUCGCCAUGUAUGAACCAAAGUUCUGUGCUCGCUAUGUCGAUGACUCCUUCGUCGUUGUCAAAACAACUGACAUUGAGCACUAUUCAACGUAGGACAGAGUCCACAGGCUAGUUCUUGUUAGUUAGGGUCGUACACCCUACCGAUGCCCCAUUACUAUAUGGAACACGCGUGUCGCUCCCUUUUACCAUAGCAAUGGUGCAAGGGUGGGUGGAGGCCUGUCUUACAUUAAGCCUGAUGCAGUUGGUGUUGGGACGAGUUCGUGUGUGACAUGCGCAGACCGGCUCUUUGGCGUUCUCAGUCGCUACGCCCACGCCCACCUUAGUUUUGUCGAGCUAUCAGAAGAAGGGGAGUGUUUUGAGAAGAGGUCGAUUUUGCGCAGAUUUGUCCCACUAGGAGCAAAUAUAUGCGGGAUUUCUCUAUUCCCCUUCCUCCGGUAGAAAACAUUCUGCUUGAGGUUACAGCUGAUAUUGCUAUUGUUGAAGUCCAAAGGGGAGAAAUCUCUCUCCGCCUCGCCGAACUGUCUACUUCCUGUCACCUGAGGGCUUGAGUCAUCUGAAACUGGUCGCCUCGACGAUUGUGCCGCUUCCUUGCCGUCUCUCACCCUGUCUUCUGCGGUGCGGUUUGAAAUUGUUCUUUCUCACCCAUAGGUGGACUCUCAAACUCUGGAAGUCAAUUGCCGAGAGCCAGUCCUCGUCCCCUCUCCAUCUGGCACCACCGUUAGAAGCCACCGAAGUGGUACGUUAUCUCUAUGCUGCUUCGUCUUUGUCCCACCCAUCCGCGUCUUUUCUCAACGUGGUUCGGUGUUUUAAACAGUGGCAUCCUUUAUAAACAACCGCAAAUGUAAAAGUGGGGAUGGUUGGCUGUACCAUCUGGACCGGAGCUGAAAUCUGCAUGAGGCGACUCCGAACCCUGAAAGAAUGCUGACAGUCUGAAAAUGCCUCAAUACCGGAAUGCUGUUGACCAGCCGCUUGGGUGUUUUGUAGCCGUUGCCAACCACAAUUCGCUCCCUGCCUGUGCAAGAAAGAACAUCCCCAAGGACUGAACGAAGUAAGGCAAGGACAGUGACCUCGGAGCCGGUCUCGAGUGCUUUGCAGUACUUCACCCGCCGCGAGGACCUAGCUUGCCUCCGCGUUUUGAGAAAGCGCCUGGUGUAUGGGGCAUAGGUCGUGAUAGCAGCCGUAUUUGAACGACAUGCUCGCAAAUGUCCUGAAUGAACUCUUAGACCAACUGGCCCUCCGUUAUCCAAGACCUUUAAAACUUCGAUGGAAGCUGGGGCUCUGCCUGUCGGCUGGAAUCGAGCCAAUAUAAGCCCCGCAUAUAAAGGUGGCAAGAGAACAGCCCUAAAUUAUCUCAGGCCAGUGAGUCUCACAAGCAUCCGUUGCAAAGUGAUGGAAAAGGUAAUAAAAACGGAAGAUGAUGCGCAUCUAGAAGAAAACAACUUGCUCAGUUUGCAUCAGCAUGGGUUUGGAAGGGGUCUAUCUUGUCUUACCAACCCGUUAGUAUCCAUGGCGUGCUGGACGAAAUCAAUCGAAAGGGAUUUAUCGGUCGACACCGUGUACACUGACUUCAGAAAGGGUUUUGAUAAUGUUCCACACAGAUGACUUGUAUUUAAACUGCGUCAAAUGGGUGUGAGUGGGAAUCUGCUGAGAUGGUUAUCCCAUUUUCUUACAGUCAGAUCUCUGUGUGUUUGUAUCGGUAACGCCAAAUCGGAAUGGGCAUCCGUUCACAGUGGGGUUCCGCAGGGGAUCGGAUUAGGUGCGGUUAGGGCAUUUUGGUGUUUACUUAUCACUUGUUGUGUGCUGUUAACUGCAGCAGUGCAUUCGACCAUCUUCUGUCAUCAUCUGUUCCCCUUUUCCGAUGAUGUGGGUGUCAAAUAUAGAAGAUUCUUCGUUAAAGAAUAUGUUACUAACAACUUUUUAGUAAUACGUGCAUUCAAAAUUAACACUGUAUGUACCGUUUUCAAUAGGGUCGUCAAGGGCACUGUCUAUUACCCUAAACAUACAAUGCUAUACUAUAUUACACCAUCUUCUGCCAUCUCUUGUCCCCAUUUUUCGGUGAUUUAGGUGUCAAAUGUUGAAGAAGAAGAAGAAGAAGAAGAAGAACGUCGAUUGAAGGCUGAGGGCAGGUCGAGCCUAAUCGCAAGGAUGGCCGACAUGCAACGGAAGCUAUUCGUCGCGCAUGCGCAGUUUGCGGACUUCGUGGAUGAUGAGGAGGAGGAUGACAAGGCGGCGGUUCAACCUGUGAGUCUCCGGCCUUCUUCGCGAACGCCUACUGCCGGUUUGUUGCCCGAUACAGGUGUGUCAAGCUCGUGGCAGAGCUUAUUUAGGUAUGGACCAUAGGAUAGCGUCUGUCAGUGCGGGGUCACCGAUCUACGGCUUGACCGCGUUUGUCUGCAUUUGUGCGGUUAGUUCGAGCAGCUGCGUCUUGGCGCCGCAGGCAGACUUCAGUUUAGUUCAGUUUAUUUGAGGGAAAUGUAUGUCUGAACCUUUGAACUCCCUAUUUGUUUACAUGCAACUUAAACAUCUCAAAGAUUAGAAGAGGUAUCAUAAAGGUAACAAGUAAUCGGGAAAGUGUCAAUUCUGUACAGAUAGACGAACUGUCUCGAGUGUUAGGGGUACAAGCAAGAAGUACUGUAUUCGUUUGGAGUACAGUGAACGGAAUAAUAUCCCAAAUGACAAAAAUUGCAUAGGUGCAUGCCAGUAGGCGUAGUCGAUUAUUCGGAGCAAUAAUAUAUUCUGUCUAAAAAGUUACUGAAAUAUAGCCAGUAGUAUUAUAACAAUAGAAUUUUGCAUAUUUGUCAAGCUUACAGAUGUCGGGUGGUAUUAUAGUGAACAGCGCUGUACAAAUGCAGCUUCUUCUUAAAGAUCUCGACGGAGGCGGACAUGACGACAUCGAGUGAGACGAUGUUAGCUGUCAUGCUUGCCUGUCAGAGUAAACGUAAAAGGACCACCAGUUCUCAGUCUGUCAUAUCUUCACUGAGUAACUCGAGUACAUCGAAGCGUGCAACCACACCCCCUGGUCCACACACAAAUGACCGGGAUUUCACACACCAUGAAUGCGAGGGUGGGGGAGACGGAUCGGAUACCAACUGCGUGGGAUUGCCAUAGAAGUCAUGUGAAGAAGGAGCCAUUGUUGUCUGAUUCUCCGCCCUGGGAGGAAGACUGAGGUAUCCCAUCUGUGGAUCGCAUUUCAAGCUAGGGCCUCUAGCUCAUCCUGAGAGAUCCAGGAACGUCAGGUUGUUUAUAGUGAGGAAUAUAUGAGGGGACAGUUAACUUCACACUCUUCUCCCCCACCAAGGCACCAAUCCACCGACGAGGCGGUCAGCUGUCUGAUACGCGGAUAAGGUCCAGUGGCUGACAGAGCUUGGGGCCUCUUCUGUGCGUGCCAGAUACGGGUACACAAAAUAGUCCCCACACACAAGACCCAUGAGCUCACACAAAAGGGUUGAAUUUUAGACAUAAAUAUUUUAUAUCGGACACGCGGCGGAUCUAAGACGACAUGCUUACGAACUGAAAAAGGAACUGUACCACGCAAAUCAACGUUCCUCCUUUUUCUCGCAGAGGGUCAUUUGCCAGUGGAACUCUUUGCCGGAGUAUGUUGUUAAUUACCCUACCGUGAGCGUGUUCAAGAGACAACUGGAUACUCAUCUUUUGAAGGGCAACCCGUACUGCCGAAGCUUGAUCUGACGGAUUACUGAAAUGACUAUAAAUAUACUACUUACCUGAUUUCAACAGAUCCUUUUUUGUGCCUCAAACUGAACCCAUGUGGAAAUUUUCACAGUCCGAAUGCGUGAACAAAGUUUUUCACAAUUAUUUCGCGAACACCAGACGCCUUUCGCAUUUACUUUCCAUUAUUAGAUUUAUGAAUUCUCCUUACUAAAACUGCAAGCAAAAGUUUUGCAAUUGAAUUAUUUUCCCUAACAUCUGUACUUUCCACAUGGAGUUUUCAGGGCUUCUGUCGUUUACUCCAAAUAUACUGACUGAUACUUCUAACCGUCUAUUCAUGACCUCAAGUUCGUGAUCGUAAAGAUGACCAUCAUAUUUGGGAAUAUGACGGGCCGCUGAUUUCUUUUCGCCUCUAAAGCUGUUGUUAACUCAUUCUACCUGUAUGUGGUCCCGGGCAUGUAAUCACUUGGUGACUAUAACAACUGCUAUUAGCAUUAUUGAAAUUUAGAAUGUCCUUCGAUGGACUCGUGGGGCCCUAGCGACUGACUUGAACUCGUAAUUAGUAAGUAAUCCCUUCAAGGCCCAACUGGCGGAGCAUUUUACUACAGGUCUUUUAGCAGGAACUGAAGGCAUGCUCGUUGUUUCCAUUCUCGUUUUGUCAGACAGUGACAUGCAUCGGUGUCGGAAUGCUGAUUCUGUGCAGAGUUUCUAGUUUUCCGCAGGCACUUUUUGAUUUAAAUGUUCUCUCCUCACUGUGUUCUCUCCCCCCCCCGUCCCAUCCCCAGGCGGACAGCGACGGAGUGGAGGCUGCUGACCUUUCCCUCGACCCGAGCAACCUAUUCAGGCUUGCCGUCCUGGGACCCAAUGUGCAUGUGGACCGACUCAGGGUGCUGGAGAAGAAACCGGCUUCUGUCAAAUGUGUCAUCUGCCUCGUGAGUUUUUCUCCCUCCCAUACUCUAAUUUCUCGUCUGAUAACAUGUCGUGGUGCCCCACUGCCUCGGUUCUGUUUCGGUGGUACUGUGGUUGUUUCGUGUCUACUGCCUUAGUACAAAAUAGUGCUAAUCGUCGUGUCCGGCUAUGGACCCUGGACCACGAGGCAAUGAAGAUAUUGUCCGACGUAAGCACUGACGCAUUCAGGGCAGGCCAGCUCAUAACUUCGCCAGCAGUCUACCUUGUGCGCUCAAAUAGCAACCUCAUAAGACACUAGUCCCAGUGGAUGAGCGCCCAUUACUUUUGUACUGCACUCACCUGAUCGUGAGUUUGCAGAAAACAUGUAUGUGUGUUUGUGUGCGUCUUUUUAGAUGCACACUGUUAUUCGAUCUUUUUUAGGUACCCAGACUGCAGCCUGCGUAAAAUUGCAUUAGGACCGCUUGCAUCUUUACGCCCCGAGGUUAAUCCUGUUAGGGUGGGUAAUCUUCGUCUGUGUCUCACCGAACGAGGUCAUUUCUAUGUCAGCCACCCCCAUGGACCAUCAGGCCAAAUUCUUGCAUUGCCUGUUUGAAAGAUAUAUCGGAGAGCUCGGAGCACCGUUCGAUAAUUGCUUCAUGUGAACGAGUAGGAUUUUUAUGCAGCAAAAACACUCAUUCAGCUCGUCCGUCUGGGAUUUUUUGUACCUCUGGUUAAAGAAGGCAUGUCUGGUUUGGGUUCAUGGGUAUUAUCGGGCCGAAAGGGUGAAUUUUGGUGGACACUGUUAGUGCUAUGAAAUAUUUUCCGAUGUUGACGAGAUGAGACUUAGGGCGCCGUUUCUGAAGCUAAUGGAGGUAGAGCCUUCGUAGGUGUUCUGUGGCUUGCGAAUAGCGCCGCAGACUAACGAGAGCGUUCUUUUCAGCUUUACUAGCCUCGCUGUAGGCCAUUGUUUUGUCUUACACAAGUGGAAUUGUCUUAUUACUCUUGCUGAGGAACAAUCUAGAGUUCAUUUCCUAACAUUUAUCCUUCUUCAUUUUGCAUCUACUUUAUCUUAGUUUGUUGUGCCUGUCUGUGUUUACGGUGGACUUGCCACGUAUAUUCAGGAGAAAGGUAACUUAAACUGCUCGAUUCCGGCUUUACGCAUCAGGCAUGCGGUAACGUCGAUUUUCUACACCUCUGACAGAACGGUUAACUCUGUGGCCAGCAUGAAAUCAAGAAGACGGUGGGAGAUUACUGAAAGCAGGGCCUGCUCAUGUACCGAAGUCUACCAUUAGAAGCUGCUCCGUCAGUUUGGUCAUAGGACACUCUAAGGAGGGGCGGAAGGCGUGAUCUGCUUCAUGGGGCGACUGCUGCUGACGUCAUUUUUUACGCCAAAACUCGGAGAACAAAAGUCAUGCAUCUAAGUAAAGUCUCGGUCACCUCUAAAGUGGGGGGGUGCAGUUUCCGCGUUGAAAACUGCAAGUUACUGACUCAAUGAAUACGUGCGUGUUUUAUGCAGCCGUGGUCGGCCUUGUAGGCACCAACCAACGAAUGCAAUGCGAAUAGCAAGUAGAUAGAAUGCUUGACGCGGAUCCUUCUUAUGACUGUGUAAAAGGAGCGCAUGCGGAGCAUUCUUCUAUGUCUGUCAUGAAAGUGGAAGCGGCCGACCUCCUCUUUAAUUUUACUCACUAUACAGCACUUUUGUGGAAGCCAUUUAUAUAUCAGCCUUUGUCAUCUUAAAUGAACAGGGUCACUGCAUACAGCCUGCGUAGAAGAGGCAGCAAGAACGCUGUAAUUUCUCCGCGGCGAUGUUAGUCCUUUUAGAGUGGCUGAUCUUCUUUUUGUGUGUCUUUGAACGAGUUCAUGGCUAGAUCGCAGUUGGUAGCCAGGCACCGCAUUACAGGUGGCUAGGGCUUGUUUACUGCGGCUAUUUCGUAAGGCUUCAUAAUCACAUGUGACCCAUUCGGCUUUUGUUUUACGGUUGAGGGUAGGAUUAGGGUACCGGUUAAUAGCUUCGGAUUUUCGGGUUAGGGUUAUGCAUUUAGGCUUAGGUUUUCGGGUUACGGUUAGGGUUUGAGCGUACGAUUAGGUUAUAGUAUUACGGUUAGGUUUUCUAGUUACGCCUAUGCCUAAGGGCUACAGUUACGUUUACAAUUUCGGUUAGGGUUAGGGUUGCCGUUAGGAUUAAUGGUUAAAGUUUACUGUUGAGAUUAGGGUUAGGGUUAAGGUUGGGAUUAGGCUUAGGUCGUUGUCCGCCUCCCAUUCCUGGCUACCAAAUGCGAUCUAACCGAGUUCAUUUCCGGUUUAACCACUCACGGAUCAUCAGGCCAAAUUACUGCAUCGCCUUUUAGAAAGAUUGUCCGGAGAGUUCGGAACAGGAUCUGAUAGUUGGCGCUCUUGCCACUCACUCCACUGUCCUCUCUGCGCCCCCACCCUGCCCCCAUGCCGUAUUCUCUGACUCCGGAAAUGCCGCCAGUCCCAUUUACUGCACCAGCGCCGACCACGAAUGGGUAAGCAGUCUGUCACUGUUCCCUCCCAGUCUGCGCUGUUUUGCGAUUAUAGGCGUUGCCGCUCUAAGAGUGAUUUUUUUUCAACAACCCUGUCUCUCGUCGUACCUUUCUUCCACGCAUUUAUGAAAGACUGCGCGCAAAUGCUGGAGGUAUCGUAACAGGAAAUUAAUUUCUACGUCGUAUGACCACUGUCCCCGCCCAGUAUGCGCCUUUUACGAUUAUAGGCGUUGCUGGGCUUUUGGUUAAUACCUGUGUUGUUAGUACGGUAAAUAAUUACACAUUUCUAUGCUACUGGCUGCGGUUUGUGAAUAUCACACGGUAAUUCCGCAGUAGCUGAUGAAUUUCAGCUCAAAUAUUCAUAUCAAAUUUCGAAUAGUACCUGAAAGGGUCUGUUCCGAAAGACUUACUCCAAGUUCGCGCAUUAAUUUCCUCGGAAAUUCAACAAGGCAAAUUGGUCUUUGCCCAACAAUCCAUUCAAAUGUUCAGUUGAGGUGGUGUCCUGUCUCUCGACUUGUACUUGUACUUGAUACGGCUGCGAUCAUGCCGGAUCUAGCCGGCCUCGAUGAUGUCCCGAACUGUACCUCUCCACGCGUGACGAUCUGCGGCAGCAGAUCUAGACAGCUCGACCCAUUCCUUUCGCCAACGACGGAGACCGAAUACCGAAGGUCCAAGGACCACCUCCAUGUCUUGACGGACAGUGUCGAGCCAGGUUUUGAACUGACCCCCUGUUCGACGCCUCCAAUGGGGCAACGGUGCCGGGUCGAGGGCAGUAACACUGAGCUCCUGAGGUGGACGACGAAGAACAUGCCCGAACCACCUCAGUCGUCUUCCUUGGAUGGCCUGAGUCAUCCUUGCGAUGUUGUCGCAGCGAGCGCGGACUGUCUCAUUUGA
Messenger RNA from Spirometra erinaceieuropaei, 15226 nucleotides. The record is from the annotation of a GenBank genome assembly. NCBI's taxonomy places the organism in Eukaryota, Metazoa, Platyhelminthes, Cestoda, Diphyllobothriidea, Diphyllobothriidae.